Quercus lobata is the source of this 915-nucleotide messenger RNA. RefSeq lists its product as uncharacterized. The record is from RefSeq and is a predicted model, not a curated record. The transcript has a single exon. NCBI's taxonomy places the organism in Eukaryota, Viridiplantae, Streptophyta, Magnoliopsida, Fagales, Fagaceae. The coding region runs from base 1 to 915 and encodes 304 amino acids. Gene Ontology annotation, molecular function: zinc ion binding; nucleic acid binding.
AUGGAGGACGAACUGGAGGAACUGUGGAAGAAGCUUUCCUUUACAGAGGAAGAAGAUGAGAGUAUAUCAUUAGGGAGUGGUACUACGGACGCAGCGAAGAUGGUUGGAAAGAACUGUCUUUUGAUGAAGGUUCUAUCACAAAAAUACAUGAACAUUGAGGCUCUUAGAAAGCCCAUGAGGAUGCUAUGGAAACCGAACAAAGGGGUGCAGAUAAACGAGAUUGGGGAAGAGCUAUUCCUAGUGAAGUUUGGAGAUGGAAGAGAUAAGAAGAGGAUAAUGGAUAUGAGCCUGUGGACUUACAAGAAACAACCGAUUCUUUUGAAGGAAUUUGAGGGUGAACAGGCGCCAAAAGACAUCCAACUGUGGCAAUCACCGUUCCGGGGGCAAAUACACAAUCCACCUAUGCACAGUAGGACUAGAGAGACAGGUUGGGCAAUCAAAUCAAAGUUGGGAGAGGUUGUGGAAGUUGAUGUCGCAGAAUCAGGUGUCCAAUGGGGAAAAUAUCUCAGAGUAAGGGUGCAGCUUGAUGUCACAAAGAAGCUGAUAUGGGGGAAAAAGAUAGCCACAGAGGGUGGGGAACAACAUUGGAUAACGUUUAAAUAUGAAUGUCUUCCAAAAUUUUGUUACAAGUGUGGUAUACUCAGUCAUGGGCUACAGGACUGUCCGGAGGGGAAGGUGGAAGUUUUGUCGAAACUACCAACGUUACAGUAUGGGGUGUGGCUGAGGGGUGAGGUGCCGAGGAGAGGUGAUGGAGAUCUUAUAAAGUUUGGAACAGAGGAAGGGUGGUAUGCAAAGGGAGAUCCGAUGAGGGACGUGAUGGGGGGGGGGGGGGGAAGAAAAGGCCCUACACGUGCCGGGCCAGAGUCUGGGGCAGGGAAAAGUCACGGAUUCAUCGCUGCCACGCAUGGGAGCUAA